AUGAAUCCCGCCGAGUGUCGAAAUGCCUACACAAAAGUAUUCGAAGAGAAGACAUACCGAGGGCAGCUCCUCUCACUGCUCUCUCGAGACGAGUGCGUUGCUCUACAAGACGCCUCUCUAGCGUCCCUUCCGAGUGAUACUUGCAAGAGGAAACAUCGCUACCGGAGUAAGGGAACUGGAUUGCCUGCGUAUGUUAACGCCAUUACCCAGGACCUCGCCGUGGAAUGCCUGGGACCAUGCCGGCAGCGCACUCUCAAAUGGUGCCAUGGCAUGAUGCCUAAUAAAGCAUUGGAUAUUCUUGCUGGUGUUGAAGGUGACUUGAAGAGCUCAUUUCGCAAAGGUUUGACGUCGCUCUGCAAUUCUUCAGAGGUGCAUCUCCCUCCAGGGUACGAAGACUUAAGUCCUUAUGUCAAGGGAAUCGCGACAUUCCAUGCUUCUGCUGUCAUGACAGGCCCGGGCCAGGCCACCGGUCUAUCAGCUCCAAUAGUUCGCUGGUGUAUGAUCAAUGAGCUGCAGUCACAAUUCGAUCAAACAGCUGCUGGUAACGUCUAUGAUUGUAGUUCCGUGCCUUUUGCGUCCUGGGCCGGCCCUGCUCUCAACAGUGUUCUCUCAACAAGGGCCCGCAAAGACCGGCCUGUUCGACAGACGAAGUUCCCUUCAUUUGAGGCGCAUAUGUUCGAAGAUGCACUGUACGGUGCCUGCAGCUACGAUCGCCAGCCGCUGGAGCAACUUGCGGAUUCGAGGCCCGACGCUUUCGAUGAGAUUUCCUACUCUGCAGGGUACACGGCCUUAGCAUCGUUUGUGUGGGGUGCCAAUGCGCACCUUGACCUGUUACGCGGACAAGUCGAUCAAGAUCCUGCUACCCAUCUACCCGAACACUGGUAUGCUCGAGUUUGGCACGAUGCACUGUUUGGGGAGUCUGCGCCUGAGGAGCUAUACAGAUGGACAGCACGUACAAAAGACCACGGGAGCUUCACUGGGGAUCGAGACUUCACCGAAUGUCAGUCUGACUGUAGCUGUCCCGAAAGAUACCAUAAAUAUGGUCUAGGAGCAACACUGUUCUGGGCACGAGAAACGUGGUGUGGAGUAUCCUGUCCGUCUGCGCCAUUUGAUGUCUGGAUGCUUGGCUCCUUUGUCGACGGUGUGCGGGCUAUUCUCCAUUGUGGUGAGGGGAAACAUAGCCCUGCACCAGAACGAACCGCGUCUGCAGCCUUGCCCGUCCGGAAAGCAUGCAUUGGCGGGAUUGCACAGGUGAGAUGUCAAAUCACACACCUGCUUGUAUGGUGUGCCAUCGAUCAACGCUCCAAGACCCCAAGGGCUCUGGCCAAGAAGCCAAAGAGUUGCAGGAGAUACUGGGGGUUUGUGUGCAAGCCAAUUGGUAUUGUGAAACGAAGAGUGGCAGCUCUGAAAUUUGCGAAGAAGUCCAUACUAGGAUCUUAGUUUGAACAGACUAAGGAAGGCUCGGGCGAUAUGAAGUAUAUUGCGUGGAUUUAGG
This is a messenger RNA of Aspergillus costaricaensis CBS 115574, 1495 nucleotides long. RefSeq lists its product as uncharacterized. Lineage: Eukaryota; Fungi; Ascomycota; Eurotiomycetes; Eurotiales; Aspergillaceae. The record is from RefSeq and is a predicted model, not a curated record. The transcript has 3 exons. The coding region runs from base 1 to 1440 and encodes 479 amino acids.